Molecule: messenger RNA, 1947 nt
Organism: Hemisphaericaspora subhashii
Lineage: Eukaryota; Fungi; Ascomycota; Pichiomycetes; Serinales; Debaryomycetaceae
Gene: SSC1
Product: Hsp70 family ATPase
Exons: 1
Coding region: 1-1947 (648 amino acids)
Biological process (GO): protein refolding; cellular response to unfolded protein
Cellular component (GO): cytoplasm; mitochondrion
Molecular function (GO): ATP hydrolysis activity; ATP-dependent protein folding chaperone; ATP binding
Source: RefSeq, a predicted model, not a curated record
AUGUUAUCUGCUAGAACCUCAUUAAAGAACAUUGCUCGUCGUGUUCCAGCCUUAACUCGUGCUCAAUCUACUGCUCCAACCGGAACUGUCAUCGGUAUCGAUUUAGGUACCACCAAUUCAGCAGUUGCUGUUAUGGAAGGUAAAAUUCCAAAGAUUUUGGAAAACUCUGAAGGUGGUAGAACUACUCCUUCUAUUGUUGCCUUCACUAAGGAAGGUGAAAGAUUAGUUGGUAUCCCAGCUAAACGUCAAGCUGUUGUUAACCCAGAAAAUACUUUAUUCGCCACCAAACGUUUAAUUGGUCGUCGUUUCGAAGAUGCCGAAGUUCAAAAGGAUAUCAACCAAGUUCCAUACAAGAUUGUCAAGCACGGUAAUGGUGAUGCUUGGUUAGAAGCUAGAGGUGAACAAUACUCUCCACAACAAAUUGGUGGUUUCAUUUUAAAUAAGAUGAAGGAAACUGCUGAAGCUGCUUUAGGUAAGAAGAUCAACAAUGCUGUUGUUACCUGUCCAGCUUAUUUCAAUGAUGCUCAAAGACAAGCUACCAAGGAUGCUGGUAAGAUUGUUGGUUUAAAUGUUUUAAGAGUUGUUAAUGAACCAACUGCUGCUGCUUUAGCUUAUGGUUUAGAAAAGAAUGAUGGUCAAGUUGUUGCCGUCUUCGAUUUAGGUGGUGGUACUUUCGAUAUCUCUAUUUUAGAUAUCGGUGCUGGUGUUUUCGAAGUCAAGUCUACUAAUGGUGAUACUCACUUGGGUGGUGAAGAUUUCGAUAUUGCUCUUGUCAGAUAUAUUGUUGAAAACUUCAAGAAGGAAUCUGGUCUUGAUUUAGAAAAGGACAGAAUGGCCAUUCAACGUAUUAGAGAAGCUGCUGAAAAGGCCAAGAUUGAAUUAUCUUCUACUGUUUCUACUGAAAUUAACUUACCUUUCAUCACUGCUGAUGCUUCUGGUCCAAAACAUAUCAACCAAAAGAUUUCUAGAUCUCAAUUUGAAUCUUUAGUUGAUCCAUUAAUCAAGAAGACCGUUGACCCAUGUAAGAAGGCUCUUAACGAUGCUGGUUUAUCUACUUCCGAUAUUUCUGAAGUUAUCUUAGUCGGUGGUAUGUCUAGAAUGCCAAAGGUUAUUGAAACCGUCAAGUCUAUUUUCGGUAGAGAACCAUCCAAGGCUGUUAACCCUGAUGAAGCUGUUGCUAUGGGUGCUGCUAUCCAAGGUGGUAUCUUAGCUGGUGAAGUUAAGGAUGUUGUCUUGUUAGAUGUUACUCCAUUAUCUUUAGGUAUUGAAACCAUGGGUGGUGUUUUCGCUAGAUUAAUUUCUAGAAACACUACUAUCCCAGCCAAGAAGUCCCAAAUCUUCUCCACUGCUUCUGCUGGUCAAACCUCUGUUGAAAUCAGAGUCUUCCAAGGUGAAAGAGAAUUAACCAGAGACAACAAAUUAAUUGGUAACUUUACGUUAUCUGGUAUUCCACCAGCUCCAAAGGGUGUUCCACAAAUUGAAGUCACCUUUGACAUUGAUACCGAUGGUAUCAUCAAGGUUUCUGCUCGUGAUAAGGCUACCAACAAGGAUGCUUCUAUUACCGUUGCUGGUUCUUCUGGUUUAUCUGAUGCUGAAAUUGAAAAGAUGGUUAAUGAUGCCGAAAAAUACGCUGAAUCUGAUAAGGCUAGAAGAGAUGCUAUUGAAUCUGCCAACAGAGCUGAUCAAUUAUGUAACGAUACUGAAAACUCCUUAAAUGAAUACAAGGAUAAAUUAUCUCCAGAAGCUACUGAAAAGGUUAAGGAACAAAUCACUCAAUUAAGAGAAAUUGUUCUUAAGGCUCAAGCUGGUGAAGAAGUUGCUCCAGAAGAAUUGAAGACCAAGACUGAAGAAUUACAAAAUGAAGCUAUGAACUUGUUCAAGGACUUAUAUAAGGACACUGGUUCUUCUUCUGGAUCUUCUGGUUCUGAAGAACCACCAAAGAACUAA